This is a messenger RNA of Acromyrmex echinatior (Panamanian leafcutter ant), 4198 nucleotides long. RefSeq names its product DENN domain containing pinstripe (gene pns). Gene Ontology annotation, molecular function: guanyl-nucleotide exchange factor activity; small GTPase binding. The record is from RefSeq and is a predicted model, not a curated record. Lineage: Eukaryota; Metazoa; Arthropoda; Insecta; Hymenoptera; Formicidae.
UCCGCACCGCUCCACUCUGCACCGUACCGUUCCUUGCCGUUUUGCUCCGCUCCGCAGAGCGCAGUAGCGCACAGUGUGCACUGUGCGUUGUUCUGUGCGCGACGCGGUAAGCGGUUGUACGCAGCGUGCUCGCUCAGCUGUUGUCUCGGCUGAAGUGAAGUGACAGUGCCGCAUCGGUGUAGUGCACGAUGUGGAAAUCAAUCUCGUGAAGGCGGCGGCGACGGUCGAGGUGGCCCGCGGUGAGUGGCAGCGCGUUGUAACUGCUGCUGCUGCAAAUCCGUGAGUCGGGAAAGAUGAACGGGAGUCUGGGGAUAACGCGCGGUCCGGAGCAACAUCCACAGCGGUUCGCGGAUUACUUUGUUAUAUGCGGCCUCGACAAGGACUCGGGUCUUGAACCGGACAAGUACUUCGGUGACUCAUUGCAGUGCACACCCUUGGAUCGAGCAUAUAAAAGCAAAGUAUUAGGACAUUAUCCAGACUCGGUACCAUGGAAUCCCUUCGACGAACAUGCUGUCUGCAUGCUUUGUCUGCCAAGCGGUUUGCGAUUUCGUACACAAAAGCACUCGGUGGAGCCGACCUUCCACUCUUUCGUUCUCACGAAAGAAGAUGGUCACAGAACAUACGGAUUCAGCCUCGUUUUCUACGAGGAGUGUCGCAAUCGCAAAAUAUGCUCCGCUAUGCAAACGCUACAGGCGAUGCACAUCACGGAGCUCAGCAGCGGUCAAAACGGCACGCCCCCCACUGCGAGGAAGGGUCAAGAUGGACAUAACACGAGAUCGCUGCCUCGUCAUUUUAAAUUGUCGGCUCAUUCACCUGGUGCUGCGUUAGGAUAUUAUGAUUCUACCAAAGACAAGUUGCUAGUGACUAAAUCAAUAUCCUUGCUAUGCCAACAACCUUACCUCCAUGCGACAAAGACGUUCCUCACUAAUCUCUAUAAAUGUGUUCCUAGACAUCCUGGACCUGGUCUUAGCUUAGAAUCUUAUGUGUAUAAUCUUCUAUAUAAUGUACCAGUACCGUUACCUGGCAAAUCGUUGAAGUUUUUUGUACCUAACGAUGAACCGGCAAAAUCGCCAUUAGAAUUGGUUAUCCAUCAACCGUCUCCAUCGCUGGAGUUACCGAUGUUGGACUAUCCUCUCAAGGAUGUGUUCACGUGGUUGGGUGCAGAUUGCCUAAUCCAAUUGUUCACAUGCGUGCUGUUGGAGAAUCAAGUUUUGUUGAGAAGCGCUGAUUUUCACAAGCUGAUGGUGGUGUCUGAAUGCAUAACGGCGCUCUUGUUUCCUUUCUCGUGGCAACAUGUUUACGUACCAAUAUUACCCGCCAGUCUGCAUCAUUUCUUAGAUGCACCUGUGCCCUUCAUAAUGGGUUUACAUGCGCACAAUGAGGGUGGUGUAUUGAAAAUCGCUAGCGAAGCAAAUCUUUGUUAUGUAGAUAUAGAUAAGCAAAGUAGCCAAUUUCCGGAAGAAUUACCCGUGUUUCCUCAUAAAAUGCAAUUUAUUAAUGAGAUCAGAGCGCUUCUAAACAAGUACAAAAUACCACAUUCAGGAAAGACUGAUAAUAUGAUUAUUAACUAUUAUAAUGGUGACAUCAUGACCAGUAGCCUGACACUUCCCGGUUCUGGUUUUCAUCUUCCUCGCAGAAAACAUUCUUUGCACGAUGUGUUAGAUUGGGAUCGGCCGGAACCAGGACCACAAUCAGACAAUCUGCAAAGAACAGUGGAUAUUAUUAAGAGAGUAAACAUGGAUGACAUUGAUCCUAUAGAGGAUACUACGGAAAAAAUACUCACGCCUCAAGAAGAAUAUCAAGAGACUCUUAUCUUUAAUAAUACUAUUAGGGAGAUUUUUUUGAACCGUUUUGUACAAAUGUUUUCUAGUUAUGAACAUUUUGUUAUUCAACCAAGUCAGGACAAGGAUGAAUGGAUAAAUAACAGAGAUAGUAUGCAUGUUUUUGACAAGGCCACGUUUUUAUCUGAUCAACCGACACAGCAUCUGCCAUUUUUGUCGAGAUUCCUGGAAACACAGAUGUUCGCUUCUCUUGUCGACAGCAAAGUCAUGUCGACGUGGAGUGAACUUGACUGUAACAUUAAAGUUUUCGACCAAAGGAUUUCCGCUUUAAAAAAAAAAGUCGGAGAAAGUAUUAUACGAUCAAUGCGAUACGAGUCUUGUACGAGCAUCGCAGAUACGCAACAAAUACUCGAACAGAGAUUAAUUAAUAUAGAUUUUGAAACAAAUCCGCCUGCGGAGAUUCUUCCUCAUAGAGCUGCAUAUUUUCGGAGUUUUCCGUUGCUGGAUAAUGUCGCGUUGAAUAAGGAACCUGCUCAAAGUAUACUUCGUAGUAGAAGAGGGCAGACACAGUGGAAAUAUAAGAUGAAAUCUAUGGAUACGAACGGAAAGCCGGCAAUACCCCAAGAAUCUCAGUCACCUCGACCUCAAACUAAACUCUCGGCAGACAUGAGUCCCGCUUUAAUAGCGCAAGCUAAUUGGACAUUCGUAGAAAAAUUGCUCAAGAAUUUGGAACGAGUAUGGAGCCAUGGAUUGCAAAAUAAACAGGGCAAAAGCGCUCUUUGGUCGCACUUGACUAUGUAUCAGGAAUCAGAAGAAUGUAAUGACGCGACUAAGUCUAUAGACUCCAAUUUUCUUUCUCCUGCUAAGAAAUCUCCGAAUAAGUUUUUCGGAAUACCGGAUCGUUUGGUUUCAUCUUUGAGAGGCAAAAGUAUUAUUGAAAUUGCUUCUUACAUCAAGGACAAUUUUAAUGAUUUGUCAAAUUUGCAAUUGGAGACGGACGUUUCACCCACAAGAGGCACGGAUAAGCACAAAUCUUCUAGUGAGAGGAAAACCAUUGGUCCUGAACACUUGAGACCUCUCCCGGAUUCUUUAAUCUUCGAUAUCCGCAACGUUCAAGCGAUGACUGAUAUUAAAACACACAUUGGAUAUGCUAGAGCAUGGGUGCGGCUAGCACUUGAAAAGAAAUUGUUGUCGCGUCAUUUGAAGAUAUUAUUGUCGGAUAAUGCUUUAUUAAGGACCCAGUACAAACGAUCAGCAUUUUUACGCUGUGAAGAAGAGAAAGAGCAAUUCUUGUAUCAUCUUCUAACAUUGAACGCCGUCGAUUACUUUUGUUUCACGAAUAACUAUCCAACGACGAAGUUACCGUACCGAGUUGUGAUAUUUCCCAGUCGAAAAGCAAGUGCUGCUACUACCUCGGCUAAUAGUUGGAUUGCUAUUUCUGGCACACUCUGCGAAACUAAUCCCGUACCCAUACCAAAGGGAGCACUUGAAUUUGUAUUUCAUCAUAAAAAUUUAGGCGUAUUGUCUACGUUACGGAUUGGACAUGACAAUACCGGGUUGUCGCCAAAAUGGAUGGUGGAGCAUGUUGUAGUGAGAAACGAAGUAACUGGACACACAUUUAAGUUUCCCUGUGGUCGUUGGCUUGGCAGAGGAAUAGAUGACGGAUCUACUGAGCGUUUAUUAGUGGGUGCUUUAGUACCUCGAAGCAUUGAUAGCGAGGAGUUGGUAGAGUCAUGUUCCACGCCUCCAAGAUGUAGAUCUCCAAGUAUACCUAGGCGUCCUAUAUUUUCGCAAGUUGAACUGCAACAUAUGCUAGGCGAAGCUGUAAAUGCCAUAGUCAAAUAUCACUACAGAAGAGAAUGUCAAGAUGGUUCCUUGACAGCACUAUUAUGUGGAGAAGGAGGUCUCGUACCAUCCUUAGAACAAAUAUUUUUAUUUGGCUUUAAAAAUCAGAGGAUAUUUGGGAGGAACUUUUACGUAUGGGACUAUCUCUUACGCAUAAAAGAAAAUUUUGAGAUUUCCCUGUUGGAAGAAAUGGACGAAUAUUCUCAAAGACUCAACCGCGAUAGAAGAGUAUACUCAGAAAGCAGUCAAAGAUUUACGAUCUUGAGAUGUUAUUGUCAUCUGAUCGACAAAGAUGGAAAAUUUCAAUUAUUUAUUUGUUUAGCGGCGAGAGAACAACUUCUUCAUCCAAUGUUGCGGCCGAUGAGCGAUGCGCGUUCUACGAUGGAUAUGUAUGAGGAGAAUUCGUUUUUGAGAAAUCCCACAUUACUGACCUUUCUUAUUCAUAUUCUUGAGCCGUUGAGCGAGUUCCACAUUGUCCUCGAAAAGAGCUUGACCCAUGGAAUUUCGAGUAUAUGUUAAUAUUUGUCAAAAUGUAUCGAUGUACAUUAAUUUGUUGCAAUUUCUUUUUUGAU